Molecule: messenger RNA, 4669 nt
Organism: Colius striatus (speckled mousebird)
Lineage: Eukaryota; Metazoa; Chordata; Aves; Coliiformes; Coliidae
Gene: LRRIQ1
Product: leucine rich repeats and IQ motif containing 1
Exons: 27
Coding region: 56-4669 (1537 amino acids)
Molecular function (GO): protein binding
Source: RefSeq, a predicted model, not a curated record
AUCUGCGAGUCUUGCACUCCUCUUUGAAAGCAGAUAAGACAGUUUGGAAAGUACAAUGUCUGAAGAUACUGAAGGAAUUGAAAAAGAAAUAGAAAUUGAAUUAGGCAGAAUCAGUGUUUCUUCCUUUGAAGCAGACGAUACUGACACGGAGGUAUCAGAUGCAGCUUUGAGUGACAGUGAGACAAUUUCGGAUGACUUGCCAGAAUCAGUUGUCUCCUAUUUAAACUUUAUAAAGAGCAGAAAUGAAGAUGCUGAAAAGCUUAUACUGCAAGACUUAGAAGAUAAAGAAACUACAAGUAAUAUUUAUGGAGUAGUUUCUUGCCAUGCUUCAGAUGACUUGGUGGAAUUGCCUUCUGACUAUAAUGAAGAUCCAGAACAACUUAAAAAAAGGGUACUAUUUGAAAUUGAAAAUGAAGACUUGCAGAUCAUUACAACACCUUGUUCUAAUAGUCAGUCAACCAGUGAUGAAGUGGUCACUGAUGACCGUGUUGUUACAGCUGAUAUUAAAAUGAGCUUCAGCCUUACUCAUCACGAAGUAGAAGAAAAAUGUAGACAAGAAUUUGAACAGUGGGAGAAAAGACAAAAGGAACUUGAAGAUGAGAAGAGGAGAAAGUGGAAAGCUGAGAGGGAAGCACAGGAAAAGCAGAAUGAAGAAGAACAUGCAAGAAGAGUGCAGCGUCUGAAGGAAUUUGAGGCUGAAAGAAUGAAGUUAGAGUUUCUUCAUAAGAAACAUCAAACUGCAUUAGAAGAUGAGUUACAGAAGGAAAAGAAAGCUUGGAGUGACAAAAUGGUGGAACAUGAGGAAUUGAUCGUGAAGCUACAAUUGCAAAUGGAGGAGGAGAAAAAGGCAUUGGAAGAGCAGAAUGCAAAAGAAAGACAACGCCUGGCCGAACAACAAAACAUAGCAGCUGUGAAAAUCCAAGCUAGAAUUAGGUCGUUUUUAAUCCAUAAAAAAUAUGCUCCCAUCCUAAAAGAAUGGAAAGAUGAAAUAAAAAAGAAGCAGAGAAUGCUAGAAGAAAUAGAGGGAGAAAUUAAAGAAAAAGAAGAAAAAUUGAAGAGACGAAUAGAAGAAAAUAAGCAAAAGAAAGAAGAGUUGAAAAAGAGACAAGAUGAACUUGAAAGACAGGCCUAUUUGGAAAAGAUGAGGAGGCGUGAGGAAUAUGAGAAAAAGAAGGCAAGCAUGAGACUUGAAAAAGAAAACCAGUUUCAAAUGAAAAGAGAAGAGCAGCGAAAAUUAGGAGAAAAAAGGGCAAAAGUUGUGAUGAAUGAAAGUGGAGGAAACAGCAAAGAAAACAUAAAAAAGGAUAAGCAGACAGAAAAUAAAAAAGUCAUAAGAGAACCGGAGGAGCUAAAUAAGCAAGUGGAGGAAGAAAAACAGAUUGAAUUGAUGGAUGCAACAAAUAAUUGUAUGAUUCCAGCAGAAAGAAAUUUAACAUUGACACAAAAUAUGCUGGGCUGUGAGAAGAAGGGACAGUCAUCUCAAGUAAACAAUGAGAACAUAUACAUGAAUUCAGUAACAAAUGUAGAAGAAAAUUACUCACAAACUAGAGAUCUUAAUAAGGCUCCAAAUAGUCACACUGCAAAGGAUGAAUCUGUUAAUUUUGGAGCUAAUGACACAGUAGAAAGUAAGGCAAACAAUUUAUGCGUCAGUCCACCAAGUCUCCAGCCAAUUGCUAAUAACAGAGAAGUCAAAGAUCAAUUUUCUCAGUCUGAAACACUGAAGAAAACUGUGUUUUUAACGGAAGAUACUAAUGAGAAAGUGAGAGAACCCUGGGACAGAAUUCAAGGUAUAGCUGAAAGUUCCAGUAGACUAAUUCUUCCUGAUGAUAUUGAAAAGAAGAGAAUACACUGGAUGAACACAUGUAAAUCUUGGUCUAAAAUAUAUGAAGAAAACCAAAGAAAGCAAGCAACUAUAAAAAAACAACUGAGAAAAAGUUUGGUUAGCAAGAUGCCUCCAUUAAGUACACAAAUGAUAAUUCGUAGUGGCCCUUGGACUACUUUGCAGCAGGUCACAACACUUACCUUGGAAGAUUUGCCAGCCUGUAGCCUCUCAACAUUAUCUGAGUGUGCAAAUCUUCAAGUUUUGACUCUGAGGCGCUGUGGUCUAGUUGCGCUGGAAGGACUAAGUAGCUGCAAAGACCUAAAGUACAUCAAUGUGGAGGAAAACAACAUUCAGAGAAUUGACUGUGAAAAUCUCAAAAAUCUCCAUAUUCUAAUUCUGAAUAAGAACUGUCUUACAUCAAUUUGUGACUUAGAUGGAUGUGUAAAUCUCCAAAGUGUUGAACUUUCCUACAAUAGAAUCACUCGAAUUGGUGGUCUGCAGUCACUGAAAAAUCUUCAGCAAUUAAUUGUGGAUCAUAAUUACUUAAUCAGCACGAAAGGUCUUUGUGAGGCACCUACUCUCAUUCACCUAGACUGCUCUUUUAAUCAUCUCACAGAAGUUGAAGGCAUUGAGAAUUGUGGCCUGCUCCAAAUUCUGAAGUUGCAAGGCAAUAACCUCAAGGAGCUUCCAAGACUGGAAAAUCAUGUUCUCUUAAGAGAGCUAUAUUUGCAUGACAAUAGCAUUUCUGCUAUGAGAAUGCUUUCUUUGUAUUGGUUGCCUCUACUGCAAAUUCUUUUGCUGUCUCAAAAUAGAGUAACUGAGCUUGUGUCUUUAAAUUCAUUUAUAUCUUUGGAAAAGCUGGAUAUCAAAAAUAACUGCUUGUCAGAUCUUAAAGGUGUCAUUACAUGGUUACGUGGAUGUGAUAAACUAAGGGAGUUGUCACUCAGUGGAAAUCCUCUUCUUCAAGAAAGAAAUUGGAGGUCUUCCAUGUGUAAGGUUCUUCCUAGUUUACAGUUUCUGGAUGGUGAAAUCUUAAACUAUCAUACUUCACCCACAACUGAAAGAAUCAAAGGAUCAGAAUUAAGAACUUUUCUGGAACUUUGUCAAGUUCAAAUUGAAGAAAACAUUCUACUGAAAAAAAAGGCUGCUGAACUGGGAAUUGCUUCUUCUAUUGAUUCUGUACAGCAGCAAUGCUGGUAUUUUAAUCAGUUGAUGAAACUUAGUAUUAAACAUCGAUAUGCACAUGAGUAUGGUGAACUAAACAUUACUGACAGAGAUGGACCAGAAGCACUGCAACGUCAUUUAAAGCAAACAUCCACUGGCUGCCUAGAGGAAAAUACCCUCUUUAUCAUGGGUGCGACAGAAAAUAAACAGAUCUCGUUGGAUCCUUCUGAAAGAUGGAUUACUACUGGCCAUAUUCAGGCCACAUUCAUUAACUCCUCCAUACCUGUGCACGAAAAGGAAAAUAAAGAAGAUCAGAGAGUGCAGCAGAAGAGCACUGAAUCUUGUAUUAAUUACAGUGGGGAGAGCAAAGACAGCAAUAACAUGUCAGCCCAGUUCACGUUGCAACAGUCAGUGAUAGUAGCAAGUAAUAUGGGAAGAGAUCAUCAGCGUUUUGAGAAUGAUAUAGAAAGGCUACAUACAGCAGCGUCAGUGAUCCAGUCCCUUUGGCGGCAAUACCAUGUCAGGAAGAAGACCAACUGCACCAAAACAGAGAAUCACGAGUUUAUAGAAGCUUUGAGAAAGAAGCAUGAAGCGGCUACACUAAUCCAGGCAUUUUGGAAGGGUUUUCUUUUGCGAAAGAGACUGACCAGUGCUCUUGCAGCUGUUAAAAGUGAUGAAGUGGAGGAUGACUAUGAAGAAAUAAAUGUGGAUGAUUUCAUGCUUUCUGAAGCUGCAUUAGAGAAGGAAUGGCUAACUCUAGAUUCCACCCGUUUCCCUUCAAAAACACUCCUGCUCUCAAACCAGCUGCACUGGCCAAAGAAAUAUUCUACACCUUCAAAUGCCAGCAAAUCUUCAAAUAAUUUGCCAUUGUCACCACAAGAGGUUUGGCAAUGUACUAACGGACCAUGUUCAUUCACAGCAGAAAAUAACCACUUUCAUAGUGGGUCAACGAAGGGAAUAAUGUCACAGCUCUCCGACUGGAAGGAAAAAAAGAUAUUUUCAUUCAUGUCUGAAAAAGAAGAAAAAAUUUCAGAAGAAUGGGGUUUUAAGGAUAUUUCUACUGCACAGCAAAUGCUGAAGAGGGCCCAUAAAAUGAAGCCUAAAAAAUAUGGUAAUAAAAAUUCAGACCCAGCUGUGCGCCUGGCGUUGUUCAAAAACAAUGAAAAUAAACAUCUCCAUAUGAAACCACCAAGGAAGACACAGCCUAUAACUGCUGGUUACUUUGAAGGUGUGAAAGAAGAAUGUUCUCAGCUGGAUACUUCUUUAGAUCAGAAAUUGCAAAGGAGAAAAGACUUUACAGACCAAUGGCUUCAUACACAGCUUGUGAAUUAUGAAGCAGCCAGUUCCAAAGAUACAAAGUGCUGUCAAAUUUUCCCUGAGUUAGAUCCUGCAAUACGUGACAGUAGACAAGUACAACUUGUGGCAAGCCCUGUAAGUAGAGAAGACAUGGAUUUAGACCUUGUUUCCAUGUCCAGUGGAAGUGCUUUGACUGAGAACAGAGAAAAAAAUAAGCAGCCAUACAGACACUCAGCAACUCCUUCACAAAAGAAUAUAUCUGCUCCAGAAAGUUCAUGUUUGGGACCAUCUCAUAAGGAACGGAUAUCAUUUCGAGACCAUCCUGUACAACUCAGCGGAGGAUGGGGAGCAGGCAAAAAAAGACAAAAGCUUAAAAAUAUUAGCUGA